GUAUAAUAAACACCCGCCAAAAUAAUCAAUGAAAUUCCCCUCAUUUAAUUUCUCUCCGUACACAACAAUCAAAUUCAAAUUCAAUGGAAAACUCGCCGGAGAAUUGCAACGUUAAGGUUGCGCUGCAUAUCCGUCCCCUCCUCCGCCAUGAACGCCAAAACGGCGGUCAAGAAUGUUUGGACGUCGUCCCUGGAUCCGCUCAGGUGUUAAUGGGUUCACAUUCUUUUAUAUUUGAUCAUGUUUAUGGAGGAGGAUCUCCAUCGGAAAAAAUGUUUGAAGAGUGUGUUAUGCCGCUCUUAGAUGCUUUGUUUCAAGGAUACAACAGUACAGUUAUCGCCUAUGGUCAGACAGGAUCAGGAAAAACAUACACCAUGGGUACUAAUCCAAAAGAAAGUUCCCAUAGAGGACUUAUUUUUCAAGUUAUGAGCACAAUCUUUAACAAGAUCGAGACUCUGAAAGAUCAAAGUGAAUUCCAGUUGCAUGUUUCCUUCAUUGAGAUUCUAAAAGAAGAAGUGAGGGACUUGUUGGAUUCUGCCGUUAUUGAAAGAGAAGAAAGCAAUGAUGGAAAUCCUGAGAAUGCAGUUGCUGGAAAGCAGCAAUUACAAAUUCGCAAAGCAUCAGAUGGAUCUGUAAGCCUGAGUGGAUCAUCGGAAGUUAACGUCUGUACCCAGAAAGAAAUGACAGCUUGCCUAGAGCAAGGAUGUUCAAGUCGGUCAGUAGCAUCAACAGAUAUGAAUAAUCAAUCAAGUCGUUCCCAUGCAAUCUUCACCAUAAUAUUAGAGCAGAAGGAUAAAGAUAAAGUUGAAGGCAAAUCAAGUGAACUUAUGGGUGAGGUAUACCGCUGUGCAAAAUUACAUUUGGUAGACCUUGCUGGAUCCGAGAGAGCUAAGAGAGCCGGUUCGGAAGGGGUUCGCUUGAAAGAAGGUAUUCAAAUCAAUAAGGGUCUCCUUGCACUCGGGAACGUCAUCAGUGCACUAGGGGAUGAUAAAAAGAGAAAAGAGGGACUGCAUAUCCCAUAUCGAGACAGUAAACUUACUCGCCUGUUGCAGGCUUCACUUGGUGGGAAUUGCAAAACUGUUAUGAUAGCUUGCGUCAGCCCUGCUGAUUAUAAUGCUGAGGAAACUCUUAAUACGCUGAAGUAUGCUAAUCGUGCUCGCAACAUUCAGAAUAAAGCUUCUGUUCAAAAAGAAGUCUUUCCUGCUGACACACACAAGUUGAGGCAACAGUUGAGAUUGCUGCAGGUGGAACUUGCUCACAGGAAAGAAGCUGAACUUCUUGAACUACAGGAUCUUAAAAGAAAAAUCGAUUGUCUAGAGACUACCAACUCAGACCUUCUCGAAAAGAGUAAUGAAUAUCGCAGAAAAUGUGCUAUUGUGGAGGCUACCAAUUCAGAACUUCUUCAAAAAAUAAAUGAAUAUCGCAGAAAAUGUGCUUUCGUGGAGGCUGCUAACUCAGAACUUUGCCAAAAGAUUCAUGAAUAUCGCAGCACAUAUGCUGUUGUCGAUCCUACUGACAUAGAUGAUCACGAAAGUAACAGAGGCUCACAAUGCAUGCCCUCCCCAGAGGAAAUAGUGGAAUCUGUUGCAAGUGGUUAUAUUACAGACGAUAUUUCGGUAGAACCUGAUGAAACGACAAUAAAAAGCAAGCAUGGAAUUAGACAAAGCAUGUUGCAGGAAGAGCUGAAUGAUUUAGACAAAUGUUUGGAGCAGAAGGAGUCUGAGAUGAAGCUUAUUGGAUCUCCUGACAUGGAAGCACUUAAGCAACAAUUUCUGGAGAAAAUCAUAUCGCUUGAGGAAGAUAACAAAUUAUUGCUGCUAGAAAGAGAUGGCAUGCGAGAUGAAAUUUCACAUCUUGAAGCUCUGGGUGAGACCGCAACAACGGAGCAAACCAUGAAUGAAGAAAAAUCUGAAGCAUUUGAGGCAGAUUUGGAGAGAAAACAUGAACACGAGAUUGAAGUUUUGAAGCAAAAGAAUCAUGAUGUAGUGAAACGACUACAAGAUGAGAUACGUUCUAUUAAGUCACAAAAGGUACAACUACAACAAAAGGUGAAACAGGAGGAGGAGCAAUUUCGGCAAUGGAAGGCCAAUCAUGAGAAGCAAAUGAUGCAGGUAAAGAAGGAGAGCAGGAAGAGUGACUUUGAAUUAAACAAAUUAAUGGCUUUGUAUCAACGCCAAACACAGGUUCUUCAAAGGAAAACAGAAGAAGCUGCAAGAGCUACCAAAAAGCUAAAAGAGUUGCUUGAAGCACGCAAGGUUACUGCACGCCGUGAAACUAUCGCUCAACCAAGAGGACAAAGUCGUACAGGACAGAUCAAAACUUUGAAGAGAUGGCUUAAUCAAGAACUUGAUAAAGUGCUGCAUGGGCAUAAACUUCGUAUUGAGCAUGAGAAACAAACUCAGAGCCAUGCCAAACUUAAAGAGGAGUUGAGCUUUCUGAAGCUUCAGGAUAAGUCGUCUUCUCAGGGAAGCAAGCCGCAGAGAGGGCCAUCCUUGUCACCAAAUACAAGAGCGGCUAGGAUUGUUUCACUUGAAAGCAGGGUGAAAUCUUCUGCUGCUGCACUUGCUGUGUUGUCUUCACAGAUUUCAGAGGGCGGACGGGGACCUGAUCCUGCCUCUGCUGCACGAUGGAAGAUGUUACACUCGCUGGGAGAUGCUAAGGAUUUGCUUCAGUAUUUAUUCAGUCUUGCUAUCGAAGCAAGACGACGGCUGUUGGAAAAGGAAUAUGAAACUAAGGAGACAAAGGCACAAUUGGAUGAGCUUAAGUCGCAACCAAAUGACAGUAGAGAUAGAGAGGCAGCUUCAACACAAACAACCUCUAUCCAAAGUGCAAAAGUAAGCAGGCUUACAAAGAAAUGGAAAGAAAUUGAAGAGAAAGCUGUUCAAAAUGCAAGGGACAAGACACCUUCGAAGAAAUCGAAAGAAACGGAUGGACAAGUUGCUACAACUACUUCAGCUCCUUCUAAGAAGGGAAAGGCUCCAACUGCCUUCGAUAUUUUUGCAGAUAUGGGUAUUGAAUUUCCAUUGCCAUUCCCAGAAUCAAGGGAACUCGACUCUAAGGCUGGAAUAUGCAACCGACCGGUCCAAGUAGUUUUUGAACAAACACAAAAGAUGGUACCAAUUGCCCAUAUGCCGAUGAAAAAGUUGCCGCUUGGUGAACAGAAGGGCAAAAUCUCCAGGUGGAAGCGAAGCCAUGACGAAUGGUUGGUUGAGUUCAAGUGGAAGUGGCAGAAACCAUGGAAGCUCUCAAACCUGAUCAGAACCACUGAUCAGAUCAGAAACAGUGACGAGACAUUGAAGGGUCAAGAUUUGUCUCUUAGGUUUGGUCCAACCACAUGAUCAACUCAUAGUCAGACUCUUAUUCUUGUUGGCAUCUACAUUCACUUACUCAACAGCUCAAAUCCAAUUAGAACAUCCCUAGAGAGGAAGAAAUUGCACCCUUCAAGGUUAUUUUUCUUCCUUUCCUUCCUUUCUUCCAUUUCACAUGUCACAUGAUAAAACAAACCAACUGAUGCGCUGAGAAUGACGACAAAUCUUGUUGGCUGGUUGCAUCAUGUCAUCAACAGUUGUAUUUGCUAUAUUUACCCUCAAAUUAAGCUUAAACAUCAGAAUA
Molecule: messenger RNA, 3609 nt
Organism: Erigeron canadensis
Lineage: Eukaryota; Viridiplantae; Streptophyta; Magnoliopsida; Asterales; Asteraceae
Product: kinesin-like protein KIN-4A
Exons: 24
Coding region: 84-3335 (1083 amino acids)
Biological process (GO): mitotic spindle organization; microtubule-based movement
Molecular function (GO): microtubule binding; ATP binding; microtubule motor activity
Source: RefSeq, a predicted model, not a curated record